AUGCCAAUUUUAAAUAUAACAAAACCUUUUAGUUCAUCAAAUGCUAAAGGAACUACAUAUAAAUUACAAUCAGAAUUACCAAAAUUACCAGUUCCAGAAUUACAAGAAACUGCUUCAAAAUAUAUAAAAACAAUUGAACCAUUUUUAAAUUCAAAACAAUUAGCUGAUUCAAAAGCUAAAAUUGAAGAAUUUAUACAACCUGGAGGAAUUGGUGAAGAAUUACAAAAAAGAUUAAAUUCAUUUGCUAAAGGAAAAGAUAAUUGGUUAGCUGAAUUUUGGGAUGAUUAUGCUUAUAUGUCAUAUAGAGAUCCAGUUGUACCUUUUGUUUCUUACUUUUUUUCACAUAAAGAUUUAAAAAAUAUUAUUGGACAAGAUCAAUUAUUAAAAGCUACUUUAAUUGCUUAUUAUACUAUAGAAUUUGCUGAAAAAGUUCAAAAUGAAACUUUAGAACCAGAAGUUAUAAAAGGAAAUCCAUUUUGUAUGAAUGCUUUUAAAUAUAUGUUUAAUAAUUCAAGAGUUCCAGCUGAAGGUUCAGAUAUUACUCAACAUUAUGAUCCUUUAGAAAAUCAAUUUUUUAUAGUUAUUUACAAGAAUAAUUUUUAUAAAGUUCCAACUCAUAAUUCCAAAGGUGAAAAAUUAUCAAAAGGUGAAAUUUAUAGUUAUUUACAACAAAUUAAAAAUGAUCCAACUCCAAAAUCAUUACCAAUUGGUUCAUUAACUUCAUUAAAUAGAGAUGAAUGGUUAUCUGCUUAUAAUAAUUUAUUAAAAUCUCCAAUUAAUGAAGCUUCAUUAACUGAUAUUUUUGCAUCAGCUUUUGUUAUUUGUUUAGAUGAUAAUGUUCCAGUUACAAUUGAAGAAAAAUCUAAAAAUUCAUGGCAUGGAGAUGGUCAAAAUAGAUUUUUUGAUAAACCUUUAGAAUUUUUUAUUAGUGCUAAUGGUAAUUCUGGAUUUUUAGGUGAACAUUCAAGAAUGGAUGCUACACCAACUGUUCAAAUGAAUAAUACUAUUUUAAAACAAAUUUCUCAAACUAAUCCUGAAGAAUUAAUUCAAGAAAUUUCUUCAGUUACUCCAAAAGUUGGUAAAGCUGAUAUUUUAUCAUUUGAUAUAAAUCCAACUACAAGAUCUAAUAUUGCUUCAGCUAUUUUAAAAUUUAAUGAAACUAUUGCUGCUCAUGAUGAAGAAAUUUUCCAACAUUAUGGUUAUGGUAAAGGUUUAAUUAAAAAAUUUAAAUGUUCACCAGAUGCUUAUGUUCAAAUGUUAAUGCAAUUAGCUUAUUAUAAAUUAACUGGUAAAGUUAGACCAACUUAUGAAUCUGCUGCUACACGUAAAUUUUUAAAAGGAAGAACAGAAACUGGUAGAACUGUAUCAAUUGAAUCUAAAAAAUUUGUUGAAACUUGGACAAACCCAGAUGCAACUAUUGAAGAAAAAGUCGCUACUUUCCAAGAUGCAACAAAACAACAUGUUGCAUAUUUAUCACAAGCUGCUGAUGGUAAAGGUGUUGAUCGUCAUUUAUUUGGUUUAAAAUCAAUGUUACAACCAGGAGAACCAAUACCUGAAAUUUUCACUGAUCCAAUUUUUAGUUAUUCACAAACUUGGUAUAUUAGUUCUUCACAAGUUCCAUCAGAAUAUUUCCAAUCUUGGGGUUGGUCACAAGUUAUUGAUGAUGGAUUUGGUUUAGCUUAUUUAAUUAAUAAUGAUUGGAUUCAUGUUCAUAUUUCAUGUAAAAAAGGUAAUGGUUUAAGUUCUGAUAAAUUAAAAUGGUUUUUGGUUGAUAGUGCUAAUGAAAUGCAAGAUGUUUUAGUUAAAGGUUUAUUAGGUGAUAAAGCUAAAUUAUAG
This is a messenger RNA of Lodderomyces pseudojiufengensis, 1836 nucleotides long. It is a transcript of the gene CAT2, whose product is annotated as carnitine O-acetyltransferase. The coding region runs from base 1 to 1836 and encodes 611 amino acids. Gene Ontology annotation, molecular function: carnitine O-acetyltransferase activity. The record is from RefSeq and is a predicted model, not a curated record. NCBI's taxonomy places the organism in Eukaryota, Fungi, Ascomycota, Pichiomycetes, Serinales, Debaryomycetaceae. Gene Ontology annotation, cellular component: mitochondrion; peroxisome. The transcript has a single exon. Gene Ontology annotation, biological process: carnitine metabolic process.